UUUUCUUUCAGUUAGUUGGCAUUUGGCCUACUUGUCAAAUUCUCAUUCAUUGUUCCAUUUCAUUUGUUUAUUUGAAGUUCUAAAUUUAAACAAAUGUAGUUUAAAGGUUUUACAUACGUGAAUUCAUAUGUUUUGUUUAAUAUUUAAAUAUUAAUCGUUUCUUAUUAUUUAGAUAUGCUUUAGUUACUCGUAAAAAUGCCUAGCAUAAGAAAAUAUCGACGUGACACAACCGAAGUGAGCUGUUGUUUAAAAUACGUGAUUUUCGGUGUUAAUGUACUAUUCUGGUUCCUUGGCCUCAUUGUACUGGCCGUCGGCGUGUGGGCUUGGACUGAGAAGGAUACAUUCAAUAAUCUGUCACGCCUGACUAAUAUUGCUUUGGACCCAGCGUUCAUUUUAAUAUGUGUUGGUACAAUAACAUUUAUAAUUGGAUUCACGGGAUGUGUGGGCGCCUUGCGUGAGAACACGUGUCUCUUGGCCUGUUAUGCAGUGUUCCUCGCACUUCUUCUGUUGGCAGAGAUGACAGCUGGAAUACUGUUCUUUGUGUUUAAAGACUGGAUAAAACAACAAGCUACAAGUGGAUUCCAGACGUUCAUCACUCACUAUAGAGAAGAUCCGGACCAGCAGAAUUUGAUUGAUUGGAUACAAGAAGAUUGGCUCCAAUGCUGCGGUGUAGAAGGGCCGCGCGACUGGGACCGCAACGCGUACUUCAACUGCUCGAGCGGCGCGGUCGGCUCGCGCGAGGCGUGCGGCGUGCCCUUCAGCUGCUGCCGCAACAAGCCGCAGGACAUCAUCCGCAACAAGCAGUGCGGGUACGACGUCAGGAAACCCACUUAUCCAAGUGAGCGAGUGAUCCACGAGCGCGGAUGCUUGGUCGCGGCUGAGGACUGGCUGCAGAGGAAUUUCGCGCCCGUAGCGGCCAUGGUGCUCGGCCCACUUGCACUUAAGAGUUUUGACAUAGCUAAGAUAAUAUAUGACAAGGGUUGCCUAGAGGCCGCUGAAGAGUGGUUCGACCGUAAUCUGUUGAUAGUAGCCACGUCCGCUGUUUGUACCGCUUUUGCACAAAUCCUCGGAAUAUGUUUCGCGCAAAACCUGCGAGCGGACAUCUUCGCUCAGAAGGCCAAGUGGCACUGACAAUCAGCCUCUCCUGCGGCGGUGUGAUGCCCCCCCGCGCGCACCCGCGCCCCCCGCACGCUCUACCCCACCACCGCGCCCGCCUGCUGACCAAUACCGACCGAUUGUAUUAUUUACUUCAAUAAUCAAUAGUAUUCAAUGAUGACAAUAUACUAUUAUAUUAUGUAAAUGGUCCCGCAAAUUAUAAAAACCGCGGCUGGAAAACAAUAUAAUCGAAUAUGUUUCUUUUUGUAUAAAAAUAAUUCGAAAUAUACAUGUUGUUACAUAUUAGUAUUGUAUAAUAUAUUAUGCAGGACUGUUCUAAGUUCUUGCAGUGGUUAAAAAAUUGAUGUUGUCCUAAAUAUCCUUGAAUUCCCUUAAAUAGUUAUUUUUUAUGCGUGGAAGAUGUUUAUUGGAUGUUGUGACACAAGAAUCAUUCCUUAUAAACGUAGAUUUUUUUUGUACUUAAUUUUUGAAGUAACAAUAAAGCUGCCGUUCAAACUGCCGUAAGGACUUUUUAUAGUUCAGUAUUGCUAAAUUAUUAUUUUUUUUAAUUCCACAUUGGUUAAUGUCAGCUCUAAAUUUGUGUGAAAAUCGUGAAGUCUUCACUGAUUUUUGACGUAUAAAAUACAUUAUUUUAUUAUUUCUAUCUGUCACCUCACCAAUUCACACACUAUAUAAUCUUUGAAAAGAAAUAUGUGGUAAAAAGUGACUGUAAAUACAGUGGCGUACCGUGCCUUGGAAGGGCCCUGUAUCAAAAUUAGUUCGGGUCCACAAAUGGGGUAACGAAUUCAAACAAACAAAAAACUUCAUAUUUAACUUUUAUCAUUUCUGAAGUGAAAACUAUUGAUUUUUUUUCCGGGAAGCACCAGAUUAUGUAAGAUUGUGGAUUACAGUUUACUAAUUUUUGCUUACACACCUUUGUAAAUACAUCUUUCUUUCAUUCUUAGAUUGAUGGAGAAACGGAGUGUAAACUAUUUUUAAAGUAAUUCCUUGGACUUCUCUGCCACACGAUGGUUGAUGAUUCACCCGUAUGGUGAUUUCAUGGAACGCUAAGAUAUUUCUCUCACACAUCACACAUUGUAUGAUUAAUAUUUGAUGUUUCAAGUAAAAAUAAUGAAGAUAUGACAUUAAUUUAUAGUGAAAAAUGCCUGUACAAAUUUAAAGAGGGAUAAACAAAAUAAUAGCUAAUUCUUCCACGCAUAACAUCAGUAUCGGAAUCUAAUUUGUUAGUAUUAAUACGUGUUUUCUCGUAAUCUCAAUCAUCUUGCUAUCCCUGUGGCUUCCAUAAAAUUAAGAUCUGAAAGUCUGUUUCUAUUGUCUGUCCGAAAUUUCUUAUGCCUUGGAGAAUUCUUGAAACCCCUAAAGUGUCUUUGGUACGUGACUUUAACUCAAUCGUUGUUAGAAUUAUCCAAUGUGUAAAUAAAUGAUGUCAUUGACUUCAAUAAUAUGAAUGUUUGAUGUCCAAAACAAGUGAUUAAUCAGCAAUUAUACUGUGUCCAAAGUUAUAAGAAGUAAUAAAAGAAAAGUCAUCUAGAAAUGAUGUGAAGUUAUAACCCCUUGUCAGUCACUUGCAAUAGUUUUACUACAUUUAACUUUUAUAACUACACUUGCAACUGAUACUUAUUAGAUGCUUUUGCACUCAAGGAAUAAGUCAAGUAUAAUAAGAAAUAAAGUUGAUAAAUCAUUAUUUUAAUUAUAAUUGAACGAUUCAAACUCUGCAAAAUAUAAAAUAAAAAAGACUUUCGAAAAUUAAAAGUGGAAUCUAUCAUUUUACAUAUACAUUUUGUACAAAAAUGCCAUAUAAAAUAAAAGUUGCAAGUAAAAGAAACGAAAAUAAUUAUCAAUCAAAUUAAUAUAGAUAUCAAAUAUUCAUUUUAUUUAAGUCCAGAUGCAUCGCUGUGUGUGUUCAAUUAAUGAUGUCCAAAAAAGCCUUAAAACGGGAGCUGUGAGAUGAAUUUAGUAUUGGAAUUAAAGUAUUAUAGAUCUAUAUGUAUAUACAACAACUUGUUAACCUAGUUGUAGUAUUGCUACCUACCUUUGAGAUUUGAAUAUAAAAUAUAACACAUUGAAACUAUAUAUAUAUAUGUAUAUAUCUAAAGCUAUAUAUUGUGUGCAACACAUAAGGAAUUGUCGCAAUAGACAUUUACUAACGUAAAGUAUUCAAUAUAUAUUUGCAAGAUAAGGAAAUAAUACUCUGAACUACUCAAUUUUUAUAAAAUAUUUGUAUGUAAUAAGUUUCGUUUCACUGUUUUUAUGGGGUAAAUUUUAUACGGUUUGAGCGUUGUUGAUAGGGACGUGUGAAAUGCUGCAGGAGAAUAAUGGUCGACAAUAUUGUUAGAUUUAGACUUGACUUACUCUAGAAUCUAUUUCUCUAACCAAAACUUACUGUCCGAUUGGUUAUUUGAUUUAAAAGGGACCCUUUAUCUUUGAAUCUCAGUUUGGCUUGUAAUCUUUUAGCCGUCUUAGAAGUUGGACAACUUAUUGCCUAAAGGCAGAAUUAUAUUUGUCUGACGUGUUGUGUCGUGACGUAUCAGAACAGAAUCGGUAUCAUACAUUUCGUAUGGCAAAGUCAUCACGACAUGUCACAACACGUAAGUUUCACACUAAUUACGUGUUGUGACAUGUCGUGAUGACUUCUGAUGUGUCGCAUACAAAAUGACAGACAAAUAUAAAUCCGCCUUUACACAUAGCUCAAAAAUAAAGCUGUUCUUUCAUAACACAUAUCGGAAGACAGCAAACAUAUUAUAAACAUCAAAAGUCAUACUUAUUAAAACAUCCCCAGACUUCAAUCAUGGAAGAAAUUUACUUUUUUGAAGGAUGGAGGAUUGAAAAUUUACUUGCAAAAUGUUGCUAAAUUUUGGGCAGAUGCAUCUUGAAAGCUUUACAUAUGUUGUAAUUACGAAAAUUACUUUAAUUUUUCUCAGCAUUUAAGGUCAUUUGAAUGACAAGUUCCGUCCUACAACUUUUUUCGGCCAGUGAGUUUUGGGAAAAUUUUCGACGCUUUAUUAUGAAAAUCGUUGUAUGCCAUUUUGCCAUUCAUUCAAGCGUCGGACACAAUAUGUGUCGGAUUUUGUUUACUUAUCUGUGUUUAUUAGUAAUAUUGCCGUUUCAUAAAAUUUCAAGGCUCGUUUGGUUAAAUAUAAUAUGGUAUAUUUUAAUCAAACGGGCCUUGAAAUUUUAAAAAACUAAGCUUGUUAUGAAAAACAAAACUACGUAGUUAUUUGUUACUUUUCUUAUUCACACAAUAAAAUGGGUAAAAUUUAUGCGUUUCCAGGUUUAAAAUUUGCGUUUAUGCUUCCUAUAUUUGCGUUUUUGUAUGUACGAAACGCCAUGUUUGAUCGUGUGAGAAGUAAACUUAUAAACGCACCGUUGUGUCCGACGCUUUACAACGAUUUAUAUUAAUAUUAAGUAUAAUAAUUAUUAUUAGGUUAUUAUAGUGAUUAGGAAAAUACUCAAUUAGUCCUUUUUGAAUAUUUUUAUUUAAUAAUUCAAUAAAUUUAUAUCUAUGAUAAUAGUUACAUAAUAAUUUCUUAUUAUUAAUUGUUGGAGCACAAAAUUUAUUUUAUUUGAGAUUCUAUGAAAUUAUAAUUAUUUGUAAUGCUAAAUUUGUUUUAUAUUAACGUGCUAAAGUAUGUUUUUUUAACUUAAUCAUUAAGUAUGAUAAUGUAAAACAAUAAUGUUUGUUAAGAAAUGAAUCCUCAUUGUAACAAAUAAGCUAUUUAAACUAUUUGGUAAAGCCUUAUCUCACUACUAUCUCAAUAAUCUCAUUUAGGGUGCUUUCAAAUUAACCGUCAUGUGCCUUGACUUGACAGCACAGUACUAUCCGUAUGUCAAUGCGCCAUUGUAGCACGAGUGUAACAAUCGCUAAUUACGUGCAGUGGCAUACAAAACUUUUUCUACGACCAUGAUAAAAGACAUAAAAGUUUUGCAAAAGUAAAAGUAAGCGUGGCCACCUAGAUUUGUCUCUUAUAAGGAGGCCUGAAUUUUUGUAGCCAAUGAUAUAGAACAUCAUAGAUAUGGCCAUUUAAAGAUUAAAAAAAAAUGUAGCACGUAGGAAUGAAUAGCUUUAUGAUAUGGUUUGAGGUUUUAUAUCGAGUAGAUUACGAAAUAUGAGUAGCAAAACAUGUGUUAUUCAGUGUGGAACUACUAUGUAUGUGUUAAUCAGUUGGAACUACUAUGUCGAUUAGUUUGAAUGCACCACUACAUUUUAUAAAAUAAAAGUGCAACUUAUAAAAUAAUGAUACGAUUUUGUAAAAUAAGUGUUUUCCAUCUUUUGUAGAAAUCACCGCGUUUGCCUUACAUUCCUUUGCAAAUUCCUCUGACGCCAGGACAAUAAUGUUUCAAAUACUUAAAUUGAUUGAAGUGACCUGUUUAUGUCAUUCAAUUGAUGCACUCUCACUAGCGUUUACUGAGCCAAUAAAAUUGUAACGGUAGUGAUGUUUAUGAUCAAUCCAUUUAAGAAGAUGAUGGUACGUUGCUGUAGGUGUGAUUAAAGAUUUUAACCUUUAAAAAAAUAAUAAUAAUAUUAAUCAACGACAUAUGUUGUACCUACGGUACAUAGACUGAGCGAUAAUGAUGGUCACUGUCAAUCGAUCAGAUUAUGACAGUUUGUUAAAUAAUUUCACCCCGCUUAGCACUGGCAACAACUUUCGUGCGUGUUUAUAAGAAACGUAACUAUAGCCUAUACAAUAUAUAGAAAAACGAGUAUAAAGAAUAUUACGGUCGAAUUAAGAACACAUUUACCGAGUAAAAAUUAGGGAUAUAACAAAAAGAUUUUAAAGGUUCAGUGAACGCCAGUGGAUUAAAUCCAUUCCACGGAUAACACUGCCUUACAGUAUUUUAUAGCGACUGUUGAUUAGUAAUCUCAUUUUGUGCUAAUAAUAAGAUCAGCGGACGCCUUUUUUAUUUUAAAGCGCGAAAGCCUUGUAGUAUAGUAUAGUAUUGUACGCUCGAAAGCAUAAAUAGUUAAGUAUUAUUUUACAUCACAACUUAUGUAUAAGUAUUAAUAAUUUUACGCCUUAGCUUGUUUUUUAUAUACGCUAAUUUUAUAUUUUUUUUAAUUGAAAUUAAUAUAAUUUGCUUUUUUUUUACAAAAUAAUUAUUUAGAUUUUAGACGGAUACACAUGUCCACGUAUGUGCUAUUUUGAAUCACGAGUCAUUAGUUCAAUCUAUAAAGAUGGAGCUAAGAGUCAACAAAUGAUUGAUCGACCUAAUGUGAAUCCACCUUUAACUAGUAUUAUAUAUUUUUUGGUUUACUCAAAUUUAGUCACUGGCUGGCUUUAAACAAUAUUUUUUGCUUUAACAUUGGCAAUUUUUUUUAUUAAAAUACAAUAAUUCUUUAAGAUAUAAAAUUUUGUAUAAUUAAUAUUUUAUUUAGGCUUUGACUUUUUUACAUAUUCGGUUUGAAAAUGCCAUGUAUUUAGCAUAUUGACAAUAUUUAUAGGGUAGCUAGAAAUUAAUUUUAUUUGUAGUGCAAGUAUUUAAAAUGACAAGAUUUAUAAUAAUAAUAUUUUUUACUUAAAUAAAUUAUUAUUAUUUGCAAAACUUGUAUUUUCAUUUAUUAUCCCAAUACUCUGCGGAUCGGAUUCGAACCUACACCCUCCGGAAUCAGAGGCAGAGGUCAUAUCCACUGGGCUAUCACGGCUCAUCAUAAUAUACUAUCUACCUAUUUGUUUCUACAGCCUCUAGCGUCUCUCCAUAUAGAAGAGGGGAUCUGCAGUUAGGACCAUCACACUGCUCCAAUGCAGGCGGCGGUAAUUGCCCGUAGGAUAAAAACGUUUGACUAUAAUAACUAUAAUGUAAUCUAUACUUAUAAUAAAUAUGUAGAGAGGUCAAUUCUGUACAUGAGAUAAUUAUAUUUCCAAAAUAACUAUCAGUUGUUAGUGAUCGAUACUGAUGCCAAAAAUGCAAUCACUAAAUUUUUCGUCUGUCUGUCUGUAUGUUCUAUAAGAAUCAAAAAGUAUUCGACGGAUUUUAACGAAACUUAGUACAAUUAUUUAUUCUUCAUACUCCUGAGCAGGUUAUAGUUUACUUUUCGUCACGCUACGAUCAAUAGGAGCAGGGUAGUGAAGGAAAACGUUGGGAAAACGGGAGAAAUUACAGCGAUACUUGUACGAUGUAAGAGCUGGAUUAAAGAGGUCUAAGGGCGGACGAAGUCGCGGGCGUCCGCUAGUUGAAGGACCGGAACUGACGGCUUAGCUGCCUUUUCCGAUGUGGGGUCGCCAUUCCAGCACCUUGAGACCCCAACGUCCAUUGGCUCUUCGAACUAUGUGGCCUGCCAUUGCCGCUUCAGUUUCGCAGCUAUUGUCAGUGACUUUGGUUUGUCUGCGGAUCUCCUUAUUUCUGAUUCGAUCUCGCAGAGAAAGUUCAAGCAUAACUCGAUCCAUCGCUCGCUGAGUGACUGUGAAUUUGAACCUUCUAAUAAGGCCCAUAGUUAGCGACCAAGUCUCGGAUCCGUAGGUCAUUACUGGCAACACGCACUGUUCGAAGACUUUCGUCUUCACUAAGGAAAUCGACGUAAAGAUGUCCUGGAGUUUCCCGAACAAUGAAGGAAUUCUACCUAUUUACCUAGGUUAGGUAUUUCACGAGUUUUAACUGCAGUACACAGAGAUCGUCUCUGGGAAUUUUCCCGUUAUUUCCCUCAACACGUCCGAGGCGUCACGUCUGUCGUAAAACGUAAUAAAAUGGACAUAAAUGGUGCAUUAGUUUCAGUUAGAAUAUCACAUAAAACCGUGGAACUUCACUGUUAAUUGUGAUAAAAGCAAGCUUUAUUGAAAGUAAUUGAAACGUUCUGGUUUUAUUUGUUCAAAUUAUUUUUUACGACCAUUCGCAGGUGGUGAUGACCUUUCUAGCACAGUUGGUUGCUGUGGUUUGUGCAGAGAGGACCUGGAUUCGAUUCCUAGGUCAGGCCGGUUUAGGAUUUUAUAUUUUCCUAUAUUUGCGUUUUUGUAUGUACGAAACGCCAUGUUUGAUCGUGUGAGAAGUAAACUUAUAAACGCACCGUUGUGUCCGACGCUUUACAACGAUUUAUAUUAAUAUUAAGUAUAAUAAUUAUUAUUAGGUUAUUAUAGUGAUUAGGAAAAUACUCAAUUAGUCCUUUUUGAAUAUUUUUAUUUAAUAAUUCAAUAAAUUUAUAUCUAUGAUAAUAGUUACAUAAUAAUUUCUUAUUAUUAAUUGUUGGAGCACAAAAUUUAUUUUAUUUGAGAUUCUAUGAAAUUAUAAUUAUUUGUAAUGCUAAAUUUGUUUUAUAUUAACGUGCUAAAGUAUGUUUUUUUAACUUAAUCAUUAAGUAUGAUAAUGUAAAACAAUAAUGUUUGUUAAGAAAUGAAUCCUCAUUGUAACAAAUAAGCUAUUUAAACUAUUUGGUAAAGCCUUAUCUCACUACUAUCUCAAUAAUCUCAUUUAGGGUGCUUUCAAAUUAACCGUCAUGUGCCUUGACUUGACAGCACAGUACUAUCCGUAUGUCAAUGCGCCAUUGUAGCACGAGUGUAACAAUCGCUAAUUACGUGCAGUGGCAUACAAAACUUUUUCUACGACCAUGAUAAAAGACAUAAAAGUUUUGCAAAAGUAAAAGUAAGCGUGGCCACCUAGAUUUGUCUCUUAUAAGGAGGCCUGAAUUUUUGUAGCCAAUGAUAUAGAACAUCAUAGAUAUGGCCAUUUAAAGAUUAAAAAAAAAUGUAGCACGUAGGAAUGAAUAGCUUUAUGAUAUGGUUUGAGGUUUUAUAUCGAGUAGAUUACGAAAUAUGAGUAGCAAAACAUGUGUUAUUCAGUGUGGAACUACUAUGUAUGUGUUAAUCAGUUGGAACUACUAUGUCGAUUAGUUUGAAUGCACCACUACAUUUUAUAAAAUAAAAGUGCAACUUAUAAAAUAAUGAUACGAUUUUGUAAAAUAAGUGUUUUCCAUCUUUUGUAGAAAUCACCGCGUUUGCCUUACAUUCCUUUGCAAAUUCCUCUGACGCCAGGACAAUAAUGUUUCAAAUACUUAAAUUGAUUGAAGUGACCUGUUUAUGUCAUUCAAUUGAUGCACUCUCACUAGCGUUUACUGAGCCAAUAAAAUUGUAACGGUAGUGAUGUUUAUGAUCAAUCCAUUUAAGAAGAUGAUGGUACGUUGCUGUAGGUGUGAUUAAAGAUUUUAACCUUUAAAAAAAUAAUAAUAAUAUUAAUCAACGACAUAUGUUGUACCUACGGUACAUAGACUGAGCGAUAAUGAUGGUCACUGUCAAUCGAUCAGAUUAUGACAGUUUGUUAAAUAAUUUCACCCCGCUUAGCACUGGCAACAACUUUCGUGCGUGUUUAUAAGAAACGUAACUAUAGCCUAUACAAUAUAUAGAAAAACGAGUAUAAAGAAUAUUACGGUCGAAUUAAGAACACAUUUACCGAGUAAAAAUUAGGGAUAUAACAAAAAGAUUUUAAAGGUUCAGUGAACGCCAGUGGAUUAAAUCCAUUCCACGGAUAACACUGCCUUACAGUAUUUUAUAGCGACUGUUGAUUAGUAAUCUCAUUUUGUGCUAAUAAUAAGAUCAGCGGACGCCUUUUUUAUUUUAAAGCGCGAAAGCCUUGUAGUAUAGUAUAGUAUUGUACGCUCGAAAGCAUAAAUAGUUAAGUAUUAUUUUACAUCACAACUUAUGUAUAAGUAUUAAUAAUUUUACGCCUUAGCUUGUUUUUUAUAUACGCUAAUUUUAUAUUUUUUUUAAUUGAAAUUAAUAUAAUUUGCUUUUUUUUUACAAAAUAAUUAUUUAGAUUUUAGACGGAUACACAUGUCCACGUAUGUGCUAUUUUGAAUCACGAGUCAUUAGUUCAAUCUAUAAAGAUGGAGCUAAGAGUCAACAAAUGAUUGAUCGACCUAAUGUGAAUCCACCUUUAACUAGUAUUAUAUAUUUUUUGGUUUACUCAAAUUUAGUCACUGGCUGGCUUUAAACAAUAUUUUUUGCUUUAACAUUGGCAAUUUUUUUUAUUAAAAUACAAUAAUUCUUUAAGAUAUAAAAUUUUGUAUAAUUAAUAUUUUAUUUAGGCUUUGACUUUUUUACAUAUUCGGUUUGAAAAUGCCAUGUAUUUAGCAUAUUGACAAUAUUUAUAGGGUAGCUAGAAAUUAAUUUUAUUUGUAGUGCAAGUAUUUAAAAUGACAAGAUUUAUAAUAAUAAUAUUUUUUACUUAAAUAAAUUAUUAUUAUUUGCAAAA
This is a messenger RNA of Bicyclus anynana (squinting bush brown), 10290 nucleotides long. RefSeq names its product tetraspanin-5 (gene Tsp26A). Gene Ontology annotation, biological process: protein localization to plasma membrane; protein maturation. Lineage: Eukaryota; Metazoa; Arthropoda; Insecta; Lepidoptera; Nymphalidae. The transcript has 10 exons. The coding region runs from base 196 to 1131 and encodes 311 amino acids. The record is from RefSeq and is a predicted model, not a curated record. Gene Ontology annotation, cellular component: membrane.